Molecule: messenger RNA, 1434 nt
Organism: Pyrenophora tritici-repentis Pt-1C-BFP
Lineage: Eukaryota; Fungi; Ascomycota; Dothideomycetes; Pleosporales; Pleosporaceae
Product: Gtr1-RagA G domain containing protein
Biological process (GO): negative regulation of autophagy; cellular response to starvation
Cellular component (GO): nucleus; fungal-type vacuole membrane; Gtr1-Gtr2 GTPase complex
Molecular function (GO): GTP binding; GTPase activity
Source: RefSeq, a predicted model, not a curated record
AUGGAGAGUCGUUUCAUUUCACAGCGUCAUUCUGCAGCCAUUGACGUCGCUCGCAAAACUUCACGAGACAAGGGCGACGAAGAGGCACAGAUAUCAGCCAGCUCGUCGCUACUCAAACCAAGUGCUCAGUUGACCAUGGAUCGUUUCCUGCAGGACCUGGCCCACGCCGAACAGCCGCCCGUGGACUUUCCGCCCCAGUACCACACGGGUCGCGUCCCGAACAGCAAGGCAGGAGAUGGCAAACCACGACUCUUGCUUAUGGGGCAGAGAAGGAGCGGCAAGUCAUCGAUAUCAAGCGUCGUCUUCCACAAACUCCCACCAAGCGAGACACUGUACCUCGAGACUACGUACAGGAUCAAGAAGGAAUCUAUGCAUUCCUUCAUGGACUUCCAAGUAUGGGACUUGCCAGGCCAUCUAGACUACUUCGACCCAGCUUUCGACACUGACAACAUCUUUGAAGAGAUUGGGGCGCUCAUCUGGGUCAUUGACGCCCAGGAUGAAUAUCUCGACGCCAUCGCCCGAUUGAACAUGACCAUUCUCAAUCUGCAACAGUCGUAUCCCAACAUCAACAUUGAAGUCUUUGUGCACAAGGUCGACGGUCUCUCUGACGACUUCCGCGGUGAUACCUUCCGCGAUAUCAUCCAACGUGUCCAAGAUGAACUCUCAGAUCACGGCUACGAGCAAGCGCCCAUAUCCUUUUACCAAACUUCCAUCUACGACCACUCCAUCUUCGAAGCUUUUAGCAAAGUGAUCCAAAAGCUCAUCCCACAGCUACCCACCCUGGAAGCCCUGCUUAACAACCUUUGCGGGGCGUGUAACAUCGAAAAGGCUUAUCUCUUUGACAUCAUGAGCAAGAUCUACAUCGCGACGGAUACCAGCCCGACCGAUAUCGGGAGCUAUGAAAUUUGCUCCGACUAUAUUGAUGUGGUCAUAGACGUUAGCGAGAUCUAUGGCUGGGAUCGGCCCGAUGAGAUGGAAGACGAAACGGAAACGGGUAACAACGAUGCCGAGAGCCUGAUAACUAUGGAGAAGAAGAACAGCAGGUAUCUCUACCUGCGGGAGAUUAACAAAUAUCUCGCGCUAGUGUGCAUCAUGGGCCAGGACAAUCCAGCGGAGAAGAAAGCCAUUAUUGACUACAACGUUGGUGUCUUCCAAGCGGGACUCAAGCAAGUGUUCCCUAAGAGCGACAGAGAAGCACAGGUGGAGAUUCGUAAUAUCCACGACGGAGGCGAGCAAUGAUUGUAAUUCUGGGCCCUCCAUCAACCGGUCUAAGACAUCAGACAUCUUUCUAACCGGUUUCGGACCAGCGAGAAGCGAGAAAACUAUUUACAGUUGCAGUACACGGAGCUCAUAUGAAAAGCCUGGAUAAUACUCGUACAUCAAGAAGAUCACUAUAGGAAGUCAUUGGACCUAAUAAUACUAGUAGUAACGAGA